UCCUCUGUCAGUUUUAUUUCGGGGGUUUUCCUACUUCCGAGACCGAGUGUUUCCUGUCUGCGUGCAACUCUUCCUAUCUGUAAAUCGAUCCUCAUCCUCGUCAAGAUAUGGCCACUUCCACACCGAAUGUCAACGCACGGUGUCAGUCGCGCGGCUCCGCAUUUGUGACCGGCGCUGCCGGUAUUGUAAGGAAAAACCCCCCCUCCCCAUGUUUGUGUUGCUGUAUUUGAGUACACAAAUCGACUUGUAUUGCUCGAAGGCCAAGAGACGCAGUUGCCCCCUCGUUUGUUGGUAAUUUGUCAUUCUGUUUCCCGUUUCCAGUUGCUUCCUGUCAUGCUGAAGACGCUAGGCUUUCCUACGCCAGCCAGCACUACAGUACGCAUCUCUUUCCCCUCUAGCAUGACAAAAGGAUUUGUGGUCGCAAAUCAUGCUACACAAAUCUCCGGUUUAGUAUGGGGAGGGGGGAUUUUUCCUUUUGAUAGCCGGCCGUGCGACCCAGAUGGUGCCGAUGAUGACCCGGCCGACGAUAUCAUAUGUAAAAGCGUUCCCACCCCAUAGUCAAGUUGGGAACUUGGCAACACAAAUCCAGAAGUUUUGGGAGCCAUGCAUGACAAGUUGCCGUCCGUAUUGUAGUGCAGGUUAGCAACGGAAACCGCAUCACAAAUCCAUCUGCUCAUCCUGUUUUCAGCAUUACAAAUAUCAAAACACGAUUCAAAAUGCCUCUCUUGGGUCUGCGCAUUACAAAUGUUCCUGCAGUCGCAAAUCUGCAUGACAAGGACAACUCUGGGGUGGGGACGUUUUUACUCAGGAUAGACGAUGCUGCUGCAGCCCAGUGGCCACGCUCAAGAAGAGCACGACCGAUUGCAAGACAUAGCCGAGAGCGAGAUCGACGGAAUAAACGAGAACGCGGUCGCUUCUUCUAGCGGAGGAGACAACAUGGUCGACGUGUAUCAUCAAGCACAGCACUCCGCCGGAGGUGUGAAUCGAAUUCGAAACAGUGUCGUUGAGCAGGUUGGAAUCAGUGAUUCGGACGCCCAGGUGGACGAGAGUUCCAGCGAUGAGGACUCUGACGAAGACGACUCUAGCAGUGGCAGCGGGACGUCAUCCGACUCGGAAGAGGGGGAAGCUGAGGAACAGAACGCUAAUUGUAUCGGCGCAGAAGUAAAAAACCUAAACCUCCAUAACCAGCCGGACGACCAUGAUCAGCACGAAAAAAUUUACGAACAUAUUCACGCCGGCGCAAACACCCCGGAGCACAACGAGCGGCCCCGGAGCGCCAGUCCGCCGCCGGAGCGGACGCCGUAUGGAUUGCAAAUAUGUCUGGGUCUGGAAGAUUCUGGGACUUGUCAUGCACAUUUUGCACGAGGCGGGAUGUCUGUGAUGCAUGCCCUAGCAUCUCAGUUUUUUUGAGGGCUUCUUGAUGCCUAUGACGCAUGACAAAUACCCUCUCCGCGUAGAAAAAAUUACGUUCCCUUUGCUGCUCAUGCAAUGCAGAUUUUUUUGGAAUCCCAAUGCAGCAUCACAAGUUGCAAUCUCCCAGACCUAGACAUAUUUGCAAUCCAUACACCGGACUGUCCCACGAUUCUCGCGGCCGCUCAAGAGGAGAUCGACCGCGAAAUGGCGGUAUCAAAUGCAAAUAUGUCUGGGUCUGGAAAAGCGGAGCUUGUGUUGCGUGUCUACCAUUCCUGAAAAAUUUGUGUUGCAUAACCAGCAAAAGCGUUGCAUUUUUGUCAUGCAAAGACGCAGUUUGUCUUUGUCAUGCGUGCUACGCAUCAGACGGCGUCAAAUAAACUUGUCAUGCUUGGCUGCACUUGAAAGCACCAGGUUUAUCCAUACUUUAGCAUCACAAGUUCUUUCCAGACCCAGACAUAGUUGGAUUUGAUAGGCGGCCGUCGAGCAGGAGGUCGCCGCUCUGGUCGACCAGGAGUUUCUGAUGCGGGAGACGGAUAUCAAAUGUAAAAGUGUCUGGGUCUGGAAGAAUGCAACUUGUGAUGCUGCAUUUGGAUUCCAGAAAAAUCUGUAUUGCAUGAGUACCAAAAGGAAUGUAAUUGUUGCUACGCGGAGAGGGCAUUUGUCAUGCGGAAUAGGCAUCAAGAAGCUCUCAAAAAAUCUGUGAUGCUAGGGCAUGCAUCACAGACAUCAGGGCUCAUGCAUAACGUGCAUGACAAGUGUCAGAAUCUUCCAGACCCAGACAUUUUUACAUUUGAUAACGGAGCAGAAACUCGAAUCGCCGCCGGAGCUGCAACCGCAGGUCCUUCUGGAGCCGCAGGUGUUGGGUGAGGGGCUGAUGAUCUUGGCCGAAAGUGGAACGGCGCAGCAGGACGGUGGAGGUGGGAACAAUAUUAAAACUGCGGGUUCUAGUACUACUGCUGCAGGAGACGAGACUAGAGCUAAUGGCGCAGCAGGAGCCUCAGCGGCAGCGAACGCUGCAACGAACCAUUUGUCGACGAUCAUGGAGACCAGCAGGUUAUCGCAGUCCGAGAGCGGAACACCGGCUAGCAGCACCGUGAAGGCGCUGGCCGCCCGGUUCGAGGCCCGAAACCCGCAGACCACCGCCCUGGUGCGCGGACCGUCUUCAACUGCGUCGGGCGUUUCGGCGGCUACGGUGGGUGCGAGUGAGGCAGGGAUGAACAAUAAUGCCAGAGGUCCUCCUCGUGGGGCUGCAGCAAUUAUCCAGCCGCACUCGAAACCGGGAGCCACGAUUCCCAAUACCAGCGACGUGAGUAUGGCGUUCUCAGCUGUUACAUUCUCAAGUCUUACAUGAAUUUGUGACGCUAGAAUGGUAACAGUCAAAGGGGCAAGGUUUCUGCUUUCGCAUCACAGCUUUGGCACAGAUUUCGAUGCUGUUUAGCCUCUCGGAGAUUUGUCAUGCGAAGCAGCUUGAUCAUCUCGCGGCCUAAGGUAGUCUUGCAUGGCAAACUUAUGUGACAGUUGAAAAUGUAACAUUUGAGAACUCCAUAGUGAAGACGCCGGUGGUUCCGCCGCGCACCGUCGGAGGCCGGGCGACCACGCCGGAGGUGAAGGGGCGAAAGCCCAGUCCCAGCAUUCGCACGCUGACGAACUUCUUUGGUAGAGAGAAGGACUCGCCACUCACGAGCGGCCGCAAGGUGGAGCCGAGUACGAGUGCGGCAACGGCGCCUGUGGCAGUGCAGGACGAAGAACAGCUGGGGGGAGGUCAGAUCGCGACAAGCAGCUUGUCCUUUGAGCAGCGGCAUAAAGCCGGAACAAACAACUUGGGAGCAGGUGGCGGGGGUGUGAGUCAGCACUCGACUGCUCAGCAAGGUCGGCCGGGGGAGGAGAACCACAACCGCUUACAAGAAGAGCAUCAAAUCAAUGGAGCUCCUGCGCCGGCAUCAAAGCACCAAGCUGAGAUCAACAACGGCACUACUACCGACGGUAGAUUUGUUGCUAGGCAUGCUGGUCCUUUGUUAAACAGCCGGCCCGCGAACAACAAUCGGACUAUGAAUUUUCCGAAUUUUUUGCUCUCGCCGCGAACUUUCAAUCUACCGAACUUCGUUGCGGCAGCAGCCGCUCCAGGUGGUUGUGCCACAUCUACUGCCCCUGUUGUAGCACAAGGAGACGACACGACCAGCGGUUUUCAUGCAGGAACGCGACCACACGAUCAACCCUUCCCGCGAAGAACUUCGGCGGCGCCGCGGUCUCAGUCCCAGGGCAAUUCGAAGAGCACGAGUGCGCUGCCACCGCCUGUGUUUCCCUCCUUUCUGUUGCAGCAGCAAGGGCACCAGCAUGCACAACUGGGCUUGGCUGCAGGAACAACGUCUGGUGGUUUGUUGAACAUGAAUUUUGGCUGUAAUAUGAUGCACAAAUUUGGCACCCGAAAUAACAUGCCUGCAGAGCAACAACCUCCUCCACGCGCUGGUGCUCCAGCGUCGUCGCAAGAACGAGCCGAACAGAGCCAAAACCAGGGCAGUUUCCAGCUUCGAAAACGAUCCUCGUCGUGGUGCAGUGAGCCGCACCCGGAAAGCAGCGGGUCGGAGCCGGUGCAGCAGCCCAUCCAGGGGUCCGCGGUGUUGACGCCGCGGGAACCGCCAGCACAGGAGGCCAGCGUGAACCAGAGUGUGCAAACGCUCUCCCCGCCAGUGGUGGAGCAGCAGCAGCAGAAUUUUUCCAGGAGUAGUACCGGCGCAGCAAGAAAUCUUCGCGCCGGAGCAGCCAUCGGAGCCGAAAAGGGAAAUGAUGCUGUCGCAGGAGCUCCCGGCGCCGGCACAGCAACUCCUCCGCGGGACAACUACGACGCUAGUGUAGGUCCACAAACCGCCUGUGGAUCUGGAUUCAUCAAGAGCAAAAAGCCUCGGAGUCUACAGCCGCCGCUCCUCGGCGUUGCAACCCCCUUUGCUGCGUUCACAUCUACUUCAAGCGGACCAUCAGACCACUUUCAGGAUGUUGAACACCAAGCGGCAAAUAAUUCGAUGACUCAGAUGGUGCAGCGAGGACAUCAAAACAGGCUGGCUCCGGUUUUCUCCGUACCAGUGCCACCACCAAUGUUCUCAACGACCCGGGGCCGCAGUCCGGGCGCGGGACCAGCACACCGCGGCUUGCUGAAUACAGGGAGGUUUUCGUCCGGGCGGAGCAACCGAAAGUAUCCGGAGCCACCAGUCCCUGUCCCGAUUCAGGAAGAAGAACAACCGGUACUGAACAACCACGGCGAGGACACACCACCAGCGGGCAAAGACGCAACUUCCGCUGGAGAAGAGGACGGUGAUCGGCAGCAGAACCACGCUUCGAGCAGUCUUCCCGCCCCGCGGACCUCGGGCACGACGACGUCGCACCAGAAAAUUCUAAAUCCCGGUACAAGUACCCUGCCGCGGACGCUGCAAAUGCCCGGAGUGCUUCAGAUGCCGUCGCUGUUUGGCGGAACAGCGAAUCCGAAUGCGAAUCUUCCAAAUUCGCGGGGGGCUUCCAAUCCCGUGCUACCAUCGUUUGUCGGAACUGUUUUCAAUAACAGCAAAACGUACCCGACUGCUGGUUUUAACACCAUUGGAAAAAAUAACACGGGUGAACAUCAAGGAAACAACACGUCAUCCAGCUCCUCCUCCAGUUCUUGUUCCAACAGCGCUAGCAGCCGGUCGGAGAGCUGCAGCCGGGCGGCGAGCUCGAACAAAAAAAUGGUGGUGAACGGGAAAAUUAUGGACACGCCCAGCAUCGGAAGCCAGAUCGGAUCGCAGCAGUCCGGGGACACGGUAACAACCCGAUACCGCCAGAUACAGGAAGAAAUGGUGCUCAGGAAUCCACUGGUACUAUGUUACCGAUUGUGACGGUCUUGCAGUUGCAACUCAAACUCCUGUCCUAUUUGAUGUGCACAAGUAGACUCAUCUAAAAACAUCAUAUCAUGUGUUUUUGUUCUUUCAUUUCUGCCUGCUUUGCUGCUCAAACAACGACAUUUAGAAAACAUCUAAGGAAUAAUUUACAAAUUAGGCUUUCGCGCAGAAGUACGGUGCAAAGGCUGCGCCGGAACCCGCACGCCCGUGGUUCGAGGACAAGUCGCGGGAGAGUUUGCAGUCGCGGCUGCAGCACCUGGAAGAGGAGCGGCAGGAGCUAGUGACCGCUUUUCUGAAUCACAAAGACGAAGGGCCGUUGAAGAAACCGGCAAAUGGAAUCGGAAUGAAUCGUGGCACAGAGCAGGUACGAGUAUGCAGAUAGGUACAUUGAUGGCGCCACUCACUGUCUUUUUAUACUUAACACUAUCGCGUUAUUUGUGGUCCUUCUUGAGAGUCUUCACCAUCUUCAGUCGUGGUAGUCAAGCAGAGCCUUAAGAACUCAAUCUAACACUCCCCCCCUCGUCCCGCAGGUCGACUCCAGCUCCUCCCCGGACUUGGAGAGCGGCGGGAACAAGCCUGUGGUCACUCGGGACUGUGUGGAGCGGGCCUUGGAGCUGAAUGGGUCGGAGAUUAUGCGUCUCAAAUACGAACUGAACCGCCGCGACGUUUCGCAGCCACGAGAGCGCGCGGGCGACGCGGCGGCCGCAUCGCCGUUGGAGGCGCAGCCACCCUUCGCCAGCCCGAUGGCACCAGGUGCGAUUUUUUUCUGUUUUCUGCCAACCAAGCUGUUAUAUGGUAUGCUGAUUGUACUUGUAGAGAGUGCUGAUGUAGUAAGUAGUCAGAGGCGCUCUGCUUGUCUGUCACCAUUGCAGUAGUAGAUGCGAACUUCUUAUCAAUCUAUGAAGGUUUCCGCAGCACCAUCGAGUCCGACGGCGAUGGGGUCCGAAAUAUCCUGAAUAAAAACGUCCCCGCCCCUGAGUUGUCUUGCGGAUUUGCAAUGACAGGAACAUUUGUGAUGCGCAUGCCCAUGAUUGGCAUUUGCUAUCGUGUUUUGGGAUUUGUAAUGCUGUAAACAGGAUAAGCACAUGGAUUUGUAAUCUAAUGCGGCUGUGCUUUCCAACCUGCACUACACUACGUACUGCAACUUGUCAUGCGGGACUGACAAAGCUUCUGGAUUUGUGUUGCGAGAGUCCCAUCUUGACUCUGGUGUGGGGACGUUUCCGCUCGGGAUACGAAAGCCGGUCUUCUGGAACACGGAUAAAGCUUUUUUGCGGUCGCCGCGCUCACCCUUGGGAGGCCGUAUGAUUUCAUACUUUUCAUCACUUGUGAUACCAGACAGCACAGAGCUUUCUGAAAGAUCUGAUCGACGCUCACGCUCUUCACGAGGUGUAUAGUGUUUUGUAUUUCGUGCUGCGCACGAGGAGGACUGUGAUCCGACGCAAUGUGGAGCUUCGUCGAUGCAUAAAGAAAUUUCCUACACAACGACCCACCCCCCUCACCACAGUGAUCUCAACUUCUGCGUCGACGUCUGUCGGCCCAUCCACGGUUGUGACCCCGUUCGCCCCGUAUUGCCUGAACGCGCACCAACACCAGCGCCCUUCCUUCACGCCGAUUCCGAUUCCUGCGAGCAGCAGCUGCCACAUGGCUGGUGCAACUACAUCAAGUGGAAUCACCACAGCUGGUGCCCAAAAUCAAGCCAGUAGAACAGUUCCCGUAGCAGCACCCCCUUUCAUCCACCCACCGCAAGAAGGGAAGAACGCUGGAUUUCUGCAGCAACCUCGGCACCAGCAGGGCGCAGGAGCUGUAGCUACGAGCGUGCGAGGACCACCAGAUCGGGGGCUGCAGCGGCAACAAAAUGAGGAGGAAGUAGUCUACCCGAUAAGAGAACAACAAAUAAAGCACGAUGGCAGGAACGACCUCCCUGUCGGCGCUGGGUAUCAUCUUCCCGCUCAGGGAGGAGGUGGAAGUGCAUUUAUUUCGCAACAGGAUGAACGGGCAGAAGCUGCGUACGACUAUUCUAGCAUGGAGGAGGACGAGGGAGAUUUGGCGCUGGACGAAGAAGAAUUUCUUCUCGCGCAAGAAGUAGAGAAACAGCAGUUGUCACCAGCCAGGAAGUUGUACAAUCGCCGUCAACAUCCGCAGCAGUAUGAGCAUAAUAAAACACGACCGGCGGGACCUCAGAGCGACGGGCCCCUUGGCUCCCCCUCCGUAUCAACUGUAAAAAUGUCUGGGUCUGGGAGAAUUCAUGUUUGUCAUGCUUGUCUGGCAUGACUCUUAAAUCUGUCAUGCACGUUGCCCAAGAGCCGCGUUUUUCUGUCAUGCGGAGACGCAGUUUGUCAUGCAGAAUAGGCAACACGUACCUGAACACCUACAAGCUCAGAAAUUUGUCAUGCUGAGCCAGCACUUGUGGCCCCCUCAUGCUGCGCCACUCAGCAUCACAAGUUUCCAGACCCAGACAUUUUUGCAGUUCAUACUCCGAGGAGGCUAGCAACGACCUGGACGUACCGGCCACGAUUCUGAAGAACGCCCUGGAGAUACCAAAUGCAAAAAUGUCUGGGUCUGGAAGAUUGCGAGAUUUGUCAUGCUUAUCUGGCAUGACAAAAAAGUUUGUGAUGCGUGUCCAAGAAGAUACCCUUUUGCCUGUCAUGCAAAAACGCAGUUUCUCAUGCGAAAAACGCAACACAAAGAAGCGCAGAUAUUUCUCAUGCUUGGCUGUGCAUUACAGUGCAUUCACUAUUCCCAACACAGCAUUACAAGUUUCCAGACCCAGACAUUUUUGCAUCUGAUAGGAGAGCUCCGAAGACGAUUCUAGCGAGGUGGCGCUUCUGACGCGACUGCAGAACGGCGAAGACCUCGGCCCAGAAGAGGCGGCGAACGGCCGGCAAAUCCUGCAGUGGAAGCAAAAAUUGGACAUAUGUCGUCAAGUAUGCUGUCGUGCAAAAGUAUUUAUCGUCCCUGUGUAAGUUGCUGUCGUGCAUGACAAAGUUAUACUUUCAACUUUAUCCUCCAGGUCCAGCAUGACAAAUUGCAUUUUCAUCUUUCUUGGAAAAAUUUGUCAUGCAGUUUGUACUAAUGCGGUCAUAGUACUUUUGCAACGCAUACCAGCAGAGCUGCGACGACGACCGGCAGAUGCUGAACGCGUUGACGACCGACGAGUUUCAGCAGCAACAAUACGUGUGCCAGCUGCAGCAGCAAUUGUCAGCCGAGGUGGAGGAAAAGCGGCAACUCCGCCUGGAAUUGGAGACCCGCAUCUCGGCGGAGCGCGAGCGGUCGGCGGUCGAGAAGCGCCGGCUGGUGGGGGAAAAGCGGGCGUUGGAGCGUCGCGUGGCGUGCGAGGAUCUGGAAAUGCGGCGCCGGCUUGCGGAAAUCGAGUCGCGUCUGAUGCAGAUGACCGGCGACCGGUCGCGGCUCCAGAACGACAAAAGCACGCUGCGGGCGUCGCUGGCGCGCAGCCUGCGCAACGUGGAGCAGAUCCGGCAGCGGAUAGUUUCUCUGUCGCAAAUCGAGGGCAAAACGGUGUCGGCAUUGCGGUAUUUGAAGGAGGAAACACCGGGGGAUUAUGUCGAGGGAUUAAUUUCAACUAGUUGUGGGCAGCAAGAGCAACGAGAAGAUGAUAUGUGGAACAAGUACAAUCAGUACAACCCGCAUCAACAUCCAGGCACUUGUGCCAAUCAGUACAGCAAGCUGAAGCCGCAAGUUUUUGUCGUCGGUGCAGGAGCUCCCGGAAAUAAUGGACAAACUCAACACCAACUUCAGCCGGCGGGGGCCAAAUACAACCACGCGGCCAAGAUAAACAACUACGCUGCACAGCAGCAGCAGCCGCAAAUCAUUUCUCCCGCGACCAUGCCGCCGUCGACCGUUUUGCCCACGCCGCCGGGGCAGGGCGGCAUUUAUAAUUUCCAACACACGUCGUUGACCACUUCCCCUCUGCCACCGCCGCUCGUCCAGCCGGUCGUGGUAAAAACCCUGCAGUCGCCGUUGGCAGCUGCUGCCGGGGGGAAAAAUAACAAUCAAGCUGCUUUUUUUCCCGCACAGGGAGGGGGCACAAGUUCCGUUCCACGCCUCGGAGUUAGCCCGCAACUGAAGUUCACGCCUGGCUCUACUGCACAGCCUGCGACCACUGCUCGUGCAGUUCCUGGAAAAUCAGCAUCACAAGGUGUUCAACAAGUUCCAAACUUUGUCACCAGUUUGGCGCCCCCCAAAAUCGGUGCAGUUCCUGCGGGGAAUUUUCCGGAAGAACAAGCCGCAUCUGGUGCAAAGAAGCCGUCCAUUGGCGGGCCUGAAGCUCCUGCGACGGAAAGAACAUCAUCCCAACACCAGCAACCAAAGCUAACGAGCGCGACCUUGGCAAAACUGCAGCGGAACCAUAGCGAAAAUUUAUUGCAGUAUAAUGAGGAUAAUGUUGACACAGCAGGUAGUACACAACAACAACCACGGCUGCUGGUACAGCAAAAUGCGAACAAUAAUGCACCCCAAGGUUGUUCACCCGGCAAUGAACAAGGGCCAAAUAGUAAUAACUACCCGGCCAACGAAGUGCGGCGGUUUCGUACGUCCGGGGAAGAUAUGAAAUGCAAAAGUGUCUGGGUCUGGAAACUUGUGAUGCUAAAAUGUGGAUGAUGGAAACAGUUCCGAAUGCAACACAGCAUGGCGACUGUUCAGAACGCUUUCUCAUGGGAAAUCCGCAUAAGACACUGCGUUUUUGCGUGUACAACAGAGGCUGCGACUUUUGUUGGCUAUGCAAUACAGAUUUCCUAGGUAUGGAGAGCUAGCAUUACAAGUUGCAACCUUCCAGACCCAGACAUUUUUGCGUUUGAUAGAAGAAGAACUGAGCCAGCUCGACGACGUUCUGGAGAAGGCAAAGCGGCUACAGGAGAAGGUCCAGCGAUCGCAAAUGAACAAUUCGAGCUUCUUUGAGAUCGAGGAGGGAGAGGGCCGCAACAUCACUGAAAGUGAAGCGGUCGGUCGAGGUGCCGCGCUGCUGGGUCAAGAGGAGCAGCAGGACAAGAGGUAGUGUGUAGCUUUAUUGUGUAGAACUGAACAGAUGAAGAGGAAGAGCUGAUCGUGAUCCUGAUGCUGAUGUGAUAAAUGUCGAAGCUGUCGUGAGGACGCAAGAUUUGCAUGGCUGGUCUAUCUUCCAUGGAAACUGAAAGUCGGCUUGUUUUCAUACUUGGCACAGCAGGUCUGGAAAAUGAAGGCAGAACAAGCACCACUUGCACUUGGCACCAUCUUCAACAAACUCAUUCUUCACCAGGUUUUUUGAAGAGGAAGAAGGCGAGUUGAGCCGCAUCAGUAUGGAACAAGAGUUACCACACAGAAAAAAACUGGCAGGUCAUAUUUGUAAUGCAAAAUACAAAUAGACAAAAAAACCUGUAUUGCAUAUCCCAAAUAGCAUGCUAUGAGGCCGCCCAUGGCAGAUUUUUCUGUGUAUUUUGCAUUACAAAUAUGCCCUGCCAGCUUUUUUCUGUGUGAUAAGAAUCUAUCGUCUUUGACUUUCCCCCGCCGGCGCAGCCGAUUUUGGAGUCCGGCUUCCGGAGUUCUGAGCAGAUGGACAACUAUGCGUGCCCUGCCACCGCCGGGCCACGUCCGCUGCGAGAAGAGCACGAAGCAGAGCCCUUGCACCUCCCAGCCAUCGCGGUUGGGGUUGCGACGUUGGAAAAUAACAGCGAUAUUAAAAACGGGCACAAAUCAUGCGGCGAAGAUCAACAAGAACUUCUCAAGGCCCAAGACAAUGUAGACGCACAGGAGCCCGGUCGUGAUACUGCUGAUGAUGAUCCCCCGGCCAAGCUGACCAAGUAUCCAGGGAAAAAAGAUUGUAGGUGAAACUUUCUUGGACGAGUAGCAUGACAAAUAUCUUUGUUUCGCAUGACAGCAAAAAAUUGCGCAGAUAGUACGGGAAAACGCCGCUGAAUGGACCCUAGAAUGCAUGCCCAGCAUGACAGGCGCAAUUAAUUUGCAUGUUGCGCAUCACAAAUUUACACUAACAGCCUUUUUUUCUUGGAUACCAAGGUGCGGAAGCGCACGAGCCAGAUCGUGAAGAAGGGCCCGCUGUGGAACAUCUCGUGGCAGCAGAACAAGCAGCGAAACAACACCGACAAUGGUCUGUCCGCCCGGCCCCGGUUGUCCACGACGUCCCAGGCCCGGAGUGCAAGCCGGUCGAGGUACGGCGACGACUCAAGCGACGGAAAGUCAGACGAUGACUCAUCCUCCCCCAGCCCGGCGCUGAAGCGGAAACCGUGGCAGCCGCCGUCCAAAAUCCACCUCGCAGCUGCGAAUAUUAAGCCUCAAGUCGCUUCGCGGCACGCGCACCUCGACUCUACUUCCGAAGAAGAUGAGGAGGCGGACAACCGGGCGCGGGCGGCGCUGUGGCGCACGUCUUCUGCGAAUGCGGCGACCACGAGGAGGGCGGCCGGUGCAGAUUAUAACAGCAAGAGGGGCGAUAGUUCAUCACCUACAAAAAGUCUGAACAAUUUUCAGGGCGGUCGUGGUGGGUUGUUUUCAUCGCGAGCAGGUGGAGCUGCCAACAAGAUUACCGGGAUGAACAAGAAGAACCUCUCCUCCAGCGCAAUCAGCUCCGAUUGGAAGUCCACGCCCGAACUGCAAACCCCCGAUACGGACGACAGUUUCAAGCUGCGAAGGGGGUUGCGCAGCCACAACCUACUGCGCAAAUUCAAUCGGCAGAUCAGCGACAGCUCGUGAAAGAAAAAACCUGGAUUUCUUCUUGUUGGGGCCGAGUUUGUGUACGCGAAGAAAUGUACUAUGUUGACAUGAUGAUCCAUCGGUCAAUAGUUCUAAAACUUUCCCAGUUCGGCGUUCUACUCUCAGGAUGGAGGGGGCUCGUAGAAGUAUAGAACAAAGUACAUAGUAUAGAAGAGUGCGUCAGAUUUUUACCAAUAUUUGAGAAGAUUUGCUUUGAUUAAUUAGUAUUAGAUUGUGGAAAGCGAUAUGAUCGUAAAAAUCGUCUGAUCUAUGUUACCACCGGAAAGUAACGAAACACGGGCAGAUAUUGUAGCGAUUGGAAUUCGGAAUUUGGAAUGUUGUAGAUUAUCGCGAUUAAGAUUGUUGUCAACACGAAGGAUUUUAUCUUAGGGCCUUGAACUUUUGAUGCCUUGCCCGGGCACGGAAAGAAAGAAACUCUGCAGCUGGAAUUGAUAUGUGCAAGUAUAGAAAUUUUUACGACAGCCGAAUGUGAUUUCUUGCAAGACGAAGUGUAGUUUAGUUUGUGCUGUGGUGCUGAUCAGGGAAUAAAUUCGUUUGCGGGUUUUUUGAGAACGUAGAAUUCGUAUGAGUUGUCAUCGAGAGUCUAAGUAGCAGAAAGUGAAAGUCGUGUAUAUGUUUGCAGCGACAAUGAUCAAGAUUUUUUUAGCGCAUUUGCUUUCGAGUAUGCUUUUUUUUUGAAUUAACAGAGUUGAUCCGAAGCCGAUGGAAAGGGCUUCGUAAAGCCAAUUUUUUAUCGUGAGUGUGGUGAAAAAAUGUAUAGGGAAAACGAUGUUCAGUACUGUGGCUGCAAGAAGAGUAAGAAUGACACUGUAUGGAUACGCAAAUGUGUGAGAUUUUCGUUUUAGCAGGAAUCAAAUGACUUUGUAGCGGAAUCAUGAUAAAGCAUGCAGUAGAUGAGUUCGAGCGUGUUGAAGGACAU
Amoebophrya sp. A120 is the source of this 12915-nucleotide messenger RNA. The record is from the annotation of a GenBank genome assembly. NCBI's taxonomy places the organism in Eukaryota, Dinophyceae, Syndiniales, Amoebophryaceae.